Molecule: messenger RNA, 2898 nt
Organism: Musa acuminata subsp. malaccensis (wild Malaysian banana)
Lineage: Eukaryota; Viridiplantae; Streptophyta; Magnoliopsida; Zingiberales; Musaceae
Product: ubiquitin carboxyl-terminal hydrolase 14
Biological process (GO): protein deubiquitination
Molecular function (GO): cysteine-type deubiquitinase activity; protein binding; zinc ion binding
Source: RefSeq, a predicted model, not a curated record
AUUUCGUUGCGCGUUUGCCGAUAGACUUCGGGGCGAGUCCACUUCUACGCACUCCCUAAAGGACUUGAAAAGCCCCUCUUCACUCUUUCGGCGCAGCUCAAAAGACCUCGCCGCAAGAGGCCAACACAGAGUCCUCUCCUUCUCCCUCUCCUCGAUAAGCCAAGAAACAAACCCUAGCCCUUCUCUCUUUCAUCUCAUCCUCCCUCGACCCCCCGAACCCUAGUCGAUGUUCCCCUCUCCAAUGGAGCUCCUCCGCUCCCACCUCUCCAGGGUUCGCAUCCCCGAGCCCACCAACCGAAUCUACAAGAGCGAGUGCUGCAUCUCCUUCGACACCCCGAGGUCUGAGGGCGGCCUGUACGUGGAUCUAAGCUCGUUUCUUGCGUUCGGGAAGGAGUAUGUGGGAUGGAACUAUGAGAAGACUGGGAAUCCCGUCUACCUUCGCAUACAGCAGAGGCCGAAGCCUGUACCGGAGGACCGACCUCUCAAGAAGCCCACCCUUCUCGCCAUUGGAGUGGAUGGAGGAUUUGAUUAUCAAGAAACCGACUACGAAGAAACUCACAACAUUGUUAUAUUACCUGAUUAUGUGUCUCUUCCAUUUCCAUCUGUUGAAUUGCCAGAAAAGGUUAGGUUGGCUGUUGAUGCCAUUUUGAUAGCUGAAGGUGCCGAACGCAAAGAGCAAUUAGCAGCUUGGACUGCAGAGAAGAAGAAAGUGAGUGCCUAUGUGAUGAAUUUGCAACAGAUUAACAGUGGUGUUGUUGUGCCCCCAUCUGGUUGGAAAUGCUGCAAAUGUGACAAGACUGAUAAUCUUUGGCUGAACCUAACUGAUGGAAUGAUAUUUUGUGGUCGGAGAAAUUGGGAUGGAAGUGGUGGCAAUAAUCAUGCUAUUGAACAUUACAAUGAGACAAAGUAUCCUCUAGCCGUGAAACUUGGUACCAUAACUGCUGAUUUGGUAGGUGCAGAUGUUUUUUCUUACCCCGAGGAUGAUACUGUUGAGGAUCCCUUGUUAGCUCAACACUUGGCCUUUUUUGGUAUCGAUUUCUCAUCAUUGCAAAAGACUGAAAUGACUACAGCUGAGAGGGAACUUGACCAAAACACAAAUUUUGACUGGAACCGUAUUCAGGAAAGUGGGCAGGAAGUGGAACCCUUAUUUGGACCAGGCUAUACUGGUCUUGUAAAUCUUGGAAAUAGCUGCUAUAUGGCAUCGACAAUACAAGUAGUUUUCACAACUCGUGCUUUUAUCUCUAGAUAUUAUGAACAUCAAAGUUUGAAGAUGGCAUUUGCAAUGGCUACUUCUGAUCCAACAUUGGACUUGAAUAUGCAGUUGACGAAACUGGCGCAUGGUUUGCUGUCUGGUAAAUAUUCUGUGCCGAUCCAAGAGAAGCAAGAAGGUGUUCCCCCUCGCAUGUUUAAAACAGUUAUUGCUGCCAACCAUCCUGAGUUUUCAAGUAUGAGGCAACAGGAUGCUUUGGAGUUUUUUCUGCAUUUUCUUGACCAAGUUGAACGGGUCAAUUCUGGUAAACCUGAAUUGGAUCCUUCAAGGAGUUUUAAGUUUAUAAUUGAAGAACGUCUUCAGUGUCCCUCUGGGAAAGUUGCUUAUAAUAAAAGAUCAGAUUACAUUCUCUCUUUGAGUAUACCACUUCAUGAAGCUACUAACAAAGAACAGCUUGAAGCCUUUCACAAGAUGAAAGCCGAAAGAAAAUUAGAAGCGAAGGACAUAGAUAGGGAUGAAAUUGUACGACCAAGAGUUCCGUUGGAAGCAUGCCUAGCUAGUUUUUCAGCUCCUGAGGAGGUCCAUGACUUCUAUAGCACUUCACUAAAUGCAAAGACAACAGCAAUCAAGACUGCCAAUUUUGCUACUUUCCCUGACUACCUUGUAUUGCACAUGAGGAAGUUUGUGAUGGAAGAAGGAUGGGUGCCAAAGAAACUAGAUGUUUAUAUUGAUGUUCCUGAUGUAAUUGACAUCACACACAUGCGUGGCAAGGGUUUGCAGCCAGGAGAAGAACUACUACCAGAAACAGGUCCUGAUGGUGAUGUUGAACACACCCAUUUAGUUGCCAGUGAGGACAUUGUUUCUAAGCUCGCAGCCAUGGGUUUUAAUUAUCUGCAUUGUCAGAAGGCUGCUAUAAACACUGCAAAUGCUGGAGUUGAGGAAGCAAUGACUUGGUUGCUAUCUCACAUGAAUGAUCCAGAUAUAGAUGAUCCUAUUUCCCAUAGAUCAGAUGCUAUGGAACUUCAAUUUGUUGAUGAAACAAGUGUUGAAACUUUGAUUUCAUUUGGGUUUCAAGAAGAUGUUGCUAGAAAAGCACUGAAAGCUUCAGGUGGGGACAUAGAGAAGGCUACAGAUUGGAUAUUUAGCCACCCCGAGGCAUCUGCCUCAGCAGAUACAGAUGCAACCUCAAGUGGCAUGCAGGCUGGAGAUCCUGGAGUACCAGAUGGAAUUGGCAGAUACAAGCUUAUGGCAUUAGUUAGCCACAUUGGGACCUCUACCCACUGUGGGCAUUAUGUGGCCCAUGUGCAUAAAGAUGGAAGAUGGGUGAUAUUUAAUGACAGCAAAGUCGGGGCUUCAGUUGAUCCACCAAAAGACAUGGGAUACUUGUACUUCUACGAGAGAAUAGAUGGCUAAAGUCGCACUUGGUCAACCCUCUAUUGAAAUCAGCAAAUCAAUGGUGAGAGGGGAAAUGACUAGCAUUUGACAGGUCAUAAAAUUAACAUCCCCCUGCUUAUGCUUCAGUUCGACAUCAAGCAACUUUUGUUUAGGCAUUGUUUUCUAUGGUUUGUUUUAUUGGUGAUUUUCUGUUAAAUUAUUCCUGAUGUGAGGUCGAUUGUCAUGAAUGGUUAAACAAAAAUGCAUUUGUUGCCUUUGCUCACAGACAAGAUGAUAUUUAGUGUCGGUCCAAA